Molecule: messenger RNA, 3733 nt
Organism: Colius striatus (speckled mousebird)
Lineage: Eukaryota; Metazoa; Chordata; Aves; Coliiformes; Coliidae
Gene: LDB3
Product: LIM domain binding 3
Exons: 18
Coding region: 202-2427 (741 amino acids)
Biological process (GO): actin cytoskeleton organization; heart development; muscle structure development
Cellular component (GO): Z disc; adherens junction; stress fiber
Molecular function (GO): muscle alpha-actinin binding; actin binding
Source: RefSeq, a predicted model, not a curated record
GCUGCCGCGCGACACGGAGCUGUGCGUGGGCGGAGGUAGCGGUGGGCUCCCGGUCGGCCUAGUUGAGCCUCGCGACAUCCUGCAGGUCGGCAAGAGUGCAUGAGGGACAGUACGGGAAUCCAUGGGACAAAAAGGACAUUUGUCAGAAAGCUGAAUGCUGCCUUCUUUUCUCAGUGCCUUGUCUUGUGAAAGACAUACAAAAUGGCUUACAGCGUGACUCUGAAUGGACCUGGACCAUGGGGUUUUCGACUGCAAGGGGGCAAGGACUUCAACAUGCCCUUGACCAUCUCCAGAAUCACCCCUGGCAGCAAAGCAGCACAGUCACAGAUGAACCAAGGGGACCUUGUGGUAGCCAUUGAUGGAGUCAACACUGAUAGCAUGACCCACUUAGAGGCCCAGAACAAGAUCAAGUCAGCCAGCCACAACUUGAGCCUCACUCUUCAGAAAUCUAAACGUCCAGUGCCAGUUUCAACCACAGCACCCAGAAUUGACUCUCCCAGGGCUGUAAUUCCCCACCAGAAGGAACCUGCUUGGGAAAUCAAUGGCAACAGAACAACCUUCAAUCCUCUAACUAACACGGCGACUGGGCCUGUGGGUAGUAUUUUAGCAGCCAAUGGAACGUUUUCAGGCUACCUCAACAAGCAAGAGAUCAGCUUUUCAAAUAGCUCUUCCUACUCAAAGACUACCACAGUUAGAUCUUCCAUGUCCUCUCAAUCUGUGACUCCUGAUAUUUCACCUGCAAAGAGUAACCUAGGUUCAAAACCAAGCCCAGUACUGUCUGAUGGCAAUAGUCCUAUACACCAGCUGAGCCCUGCAAGGCAAUAUAACAACCCUAUUGGCCUUUACUCAGCAGAGACUCUAAGGGAAAUGGCUGAGAUGCAUAAAUUAAGUCUCAACCGAAGGGCUUCGGAAGGUGGACUUCCUAGAGGUUCCCUUCCUCUUAAAGAUCCUCAUGUAGACAGUGCCUCACCCGUCUAUCAGGCAGUGCUUAAAACUCAGAACAAGCCCGAAGAUGAAGCCGAAGACUGGAGCCGCCGCUCUGCCAAUCUGCAGUCCAAGUCCUUCCGCAUCCUUGCCCAGAUGACUGGAACAGAGUACAUGCAAGAUCCAGAUGAAGAAGCCCUGAGGAGGUCAAGAGACAAGGAAAAUGUUGCUGCAACAUCAGAAAACAGUACCCCCAUUGAGCAUGCUCCGGUGUCUACCAGUUCUGCCUCUGCUCCUGCACCAAAUGCUUCAGCGCAUCAGCCUGCUACUGCUGCUCAAAAUACAGCCAGUCUGAUGACAGCACCAGCAACCACCUCAGUAGUGCAAGAGUCUGUCUCAUCCUCCUUCCAAAGAGUGUUUGCACCCUCCGGCUCUCUUUCACAGCCUAAGCCUUCCCAUGGGUCCAAGGACAUGUCAUUAGCAGCUUCCACUAUUUCAUCUGCUAUCUCAUCUCAGUCUAGUUUCAACCGGCAUUCUUCCACCUCCGUCAGCUACCAGUCAAAGAGAAACACAAGCCAGUCAUACACACCAAUGCCAGUUUCUGGAAGCUACAGUGAAAGCCCCGCUGCUUCUGCUACUCCAAAAAUGAGAGUUGUUACUACUGCCAGCAUAAAGCCCUCUGUCUACCAGCCAGCACAAGCACCAGUUCAUUCCUACACCCCUGCCAACGCCGAGCCUGCAAGUCGCCCUCCCUGGGUAACAGAUGACUCCUUUUCCCAGAAAUUUGCACCUGGAAAAACCACCACCACUGUCACAAAGCACAUCCUACCAAGGGGUGCUCCAGUACCAUCUCCUGCCUCAACUUCUGCUUACCCAUCUCCAGUUUCAACUUCUUCCCAGGCUCCUCCAGUAGCCCGGGGAACAGUUCAGAGGGCCGAGCGUUUUCCAGCCAGUAGCCGAACUCCCCUCUGUGGACACUGUAACAGCAUAAUUCGGGGUCCUUUUCUGGUAGCCAUGGGCCGCUCUUGGCACCCAGAAGAAUUCAAUUGUGCUUACUGCAAGACAUCCUUGGCUGAUAUGUGCUUUGUGGAAGAGCAGAAUAGUGUGUACUGUGAGCGCUGUUACGAACAGUUCUUUGCACCAACCUGUGCCAGAUGCCACACUAAGAUCAUGGGGGAAGUGAUGCAUGCCCUAAGACAGACUUGGCACACAAGUUGCUUCGUCUGUGCUGCUUGCAAGAUGCCAUUUGGGAAUAGCCUCUUUCACAUGGAGGAUGGGGAACCUUACUGUGAGAAAGAUUAUAUUGCUUUGUUCAGCACAAAAUGCCAUGGCUGUGAUUUUCCUGUUGAAGCUGGAGAUAAGUUCAUUGAAGCUCUCGGACACACUUGGCAUGACACUUGCUUCAUUUGUGCUGUAUGCCACGUGAAUUUGGAAGGUCAGCCAUUCUACUCCAAGAAGGAUAAGCCACUGUGCAAGAAGCAUGCCCAUGCCAUCAAUGUUUAAAAGAAGAGUUGAUAGUAAUGCUGGGGAAAAGCAGAUGACUAACCAGGCAAUUAUAGAAGUUGAUAACCAUGGCUAGUAUUUCUCUGGGUAAAAGCAAGGAAGCUGAUACUUUGAAAGUUUAACCUCUUUCAUAAAUGCAGAACAUGCUUUUGCAAUGUUCAGACAAAAACCUGUUGAAUGAACAGUCAAAACCAAACUAAUCCAUCAUUAAAGCAAUAGUUGGGGGAAAUACUGAAAUUAACUAAAACCUGUAAUAUAAAAGCAAUGUGCAAAUACAGUUUCAAAUUAACUACCCACAGCAGUUUUACUGCUUAGACCAUGCACUAGUGUUUAAGAACAACUGGAAAAGUCCUUUUGUAAUAAAUUAUUUUCUUUCAUAAUGAGAAUGAGUAAGUGCCACAUGUCCAAUAAUCUGUAGAACCAAAGCCAUAGCUUUCAAAGGGAAAUAAAUCGAUUAGGGUUUCCUCUAUGAAAACUGAAUGCUAUUCCAUUAUGUCGUGGUGCUGCCUCAUAGCAUCAAAUAGUUUAGAUUCUUUCCAAAUAACAAGUCUGCCUUGAAUCCAUAUGUAGCUGUGAAGACUAGGAGACAAUCCAUAACUUUGUUUGCAAAUACAGUGGAAACGAUAAUGCCUUCCAUAACCCAGUAAAGAUUGACAAAAGCCUGUUGGGUCAGCCUUGCUACUGUACUUGGCUUAUAUGUGCACAGUACAUGAGCUCACUCUCAGAUCAUAACGGAAAAGAACUGACCUUCUCCAAAUUGCUCUUGCAUUGAAUGGAAUAGAACUGUAUGGAGAGGCCAGCUUUUAAUUCAGAACCAGUUUUCCAUUCCUCUUGUGGAAAAAAGUACUCAAAAGUUGCUUUGGUUUCUAAUUGCUGUUGAUAUCGUAGGAAAUCUGAAUCUGGACCUUCACACUGGUGAACACAGGAGACACAUCCAUCUAGCACAACUAGCAAAAUGGGAGAUAGCUUGCAAAAGUUCCCUACUCUAUCCCACGGAGUUAAGAAAAGGACAUCUUUGGUUUUUUUCCCCGUUGUAAGUUAACAUUGAUUAAAAGUUCAGAAGGCAGCAUAACACCACAGGCACCUACUCUUCAUGACUUUUGUUAGUUUAAAUGCAACACAUGCUGCACUGUAGUAGGAUCUGCCAUUGUAAAAUAGUAGAUGGCCAACUAGGAUAACCAUAUAGUCAUCUUUUCUAAUAUUCUAAAGAGCAACUUUCAAGUUGUUCAGUUAUUUAUGAAUAUUUUUUGCAGAAGAGCAAUACUGAUAAUGCUGAUUUUGAAUUUUUAAUUUAAAAUAUUGAUGA